AUGCUGGACUCUGAGCUGAUUCUGGUGGCUCUGCUGGCCUGCCUGAGUGCACAUGUGUUGAAGUCUGUCUGGAAGCAGAGGAGUCUCCAGGGGAAGCUGCCUCCAGGUCCCUUCAUUGGAAACUACCUGUAGCUGGACAAGAAUGAGAUGUGGAGCAGCCUCAUGAAGGUCAGCCAGCACUAUGGCCCCGUGUUCACCAUCCACUUGGGGACUUGCUGGGUUAUGGUGUUGUGUGGAUAUGAUGCAGUAAAGGAGUCGCUGGUGGAUCAGGCUCAGGAGUUCAGUGGGAGAGGCCAGCAGGCCACCUUUGACCACCUCUUCAAAGGCUAUGGUGUGGCCUUCAGCAACGGGGAGCGCACCAAGCAACUCAAGCGCUUCUGCCUCCACGUGCUGCGGGAACUCCGCGUGGGGAAGCGGGGCACUGAGCAUCGCAUCCAGCAGGAGGCAGACUUCCUCAUCGAGGCCCUGCAGAGCACACGCGGUACCUUCAUUGAGCCCUUCUUCUAUGUGAACAAAACAGUCUCCAACAUCAAUAGUUCCAUUGUUUUUGGAGAUCACUUCAAGUACCAGGAGAAAGAGUUUCUGUUACUGAUACAGAUGAUUGAAACCUGCCAGAGAUUCACAAAUAUGGGUCUCAUCACCAUGGUUCACAAGGUCAUCAAGGACAUCAAAUUUCAGGACUUCUUCCUACCCAAGGGCACUGAUGUGAUCUCUAUGCUGUGCUCCCUGCUGAUUGACCCCAGGUUCUUCUCCACACCUGAUGAUUUCAACCCCCAGCACUUUCUGGAUGACAAGGGACAACAGAAGAAGGUUGAUGCUCACCUUUCCAUGGGUAAGCCCUUUUCCAUGGGCAAGCAGGGCUCCUUGGGAGAAGGCCUGGCUACCAUGGAGCUCUUUCUCUUUCUCCACACCAUCAUUCAAAAAUUCUGCUUCAAGUGUUCCCUGGGAGCAACAACUGGUGCCCCGUGUGAGGAAGACGAAGUCACCAACAGGCCAAUCGGACUGCGGGCGGCCAUACCCGCUCCUUAUCAGGAACAGGUAUGCACUUUAGGCUUGGUGGCCUGGAAGAAAAUUGAGGAGGGCCCCUCAGAGCCCCCAAUCUCAGGUAUGCAAAAACCUUGGUGGACUCUUUGCCUCAUCAUCACCGGACUGCUCAUCAUCUCUCUGUUGGUGUUCAUUAGUGCCAUCAUCAUCCAAGCUUUCUUGGAGCACCUGGAGCUAUACCAUAAGUAUCAAAACCAUACUAAACCCUACAUCCCUCUGCUUACCAUGAGACCUUUAGUAACCCUUUGCUUCCUAACUCAACAGUUCUGUGAAUGUGAUCAGCUCGUGCUUGCCAUAUCAUCCUAUGGGGCUCUCACCCUUGUGAAUUCCACGUACCUUGCUGACCUUUAA
Sciurus carolinensis (gray squirrel) is the source of this 1395-nucleotide messenger RNA. Its product is annotated as cytochrome P450 2A3-like. The record is from RefSeq and is a predicted model, not a curated record. Gene Ontology annotation, molecular function: heme binding; iron ion binding; oxidoreductase activity, acting on paired donors, with incorporation or reduction of molecular oxygen, reduced flavin or flavoprotein as one donor, and incorporation of one atom of oxygen. Gene Ontology annotation, biological process: xenobiotic metabolic process; coumarin metabolic process. NCBI's taxonomy places the organism in Eukaryota, Metazoa, Chordata, Mammalia, Rodentia, Sciuridae. Gene Ontology annotation, cellular component: intracellular membrane-bounded organelle; cytoplasm.